AUACAUCCUUGCUCCAGGCUCCGCUGGUACCAGGCCAGUAAAAGAAAAAAAAGGAAAAAAAAGCGAUUCACAUCGCUUGCAGUCAACGACUCAUUUUUUCCAAAUACUUCAGUGUGUGAGCGACGCAACUCUCACAGACUGCUUCGUCGCUGUGGUUUUCUCUUACAAGCCGGUUUGGAGAUGCUCCGGGGGGCAGUGAGCAGGGCCGUGCUCUGUCUGUCCUGCUCUCUCCUGCUGGUGGUCUCUAUCCCAGCAGACGGUGCAGGGGCAGCAGGGCCUUUUUCUAUACCCUCUGAACAACAGUCUGAGGGACCAGGCCUUGAGGAUCGGGAGUGGGGUUCUGGAUCAUCUCUUCUGCACCUGCUCCACAGCUUCCCUGCUGACAGCCCCUUCAUAACCGAGACUCCAGGAAAACCAGUCAACUGCACCCAGCGCUUCUGGUUACCACCAUCCUCUCCAAUCUGCUGGGAAAACAUAGCCGGACCCGAGGAGUUUGCGAGGUCGCGUCUGCUCGUCCUCCAGAACAGGGCUGCCCUGCAGGCUGUGUCUACUACCAGCGGCGUGGAGGAGGGAGGGGUCUCCUACGAACUCCAAGCCCAAGGGGAGGUCCAGGGGAUCCACUCAGACCACCUGAACGUGGUAGAAACUAUGCAGACCAUGGAGAAGGUGUUUGCCUCUCUGAAGGAGACCAGGAAAGAUGGGAAGGAGCAGGGAUUCUUCACAAGCAUGAAGGAGCAUCUUGCCAACACGAGAGACACCAUAGAUGGAAGAGAUCACAUGGCGAACAUCCUGGAGAGCCAAUUUUCUAAAAUAGAGAAUACUUUGCUCAACAUGCAGCUGCGACUGCACAAACUCAUCCUGCCGUGACUGUAACAUGAACGGGUUGUCCUAUUUGUAUUAGUAUAUAUAUUUAGGUUAUUGGAUUAUGUUAGUAGUACUCGAUAUACACCAUAUGUCAUCAAAGCAGCCUAAAAGUAACGCGUCAACUUGUAUUCGACAAAUACACCUCAAACUGUGAUGGCGAUGUAUCGGACAUGAAGCUGUUAAAUCAUGGAGAGUUCAUUGUCACGGCAGCAACCACAAGACAUGUGUGAAGCUUAAAAUGGAACAAUUGCCUUGUUCAACACAUUAUUCAAGACGAAUCAACUGCAUUUGUGUAUUUCUCUCUGGCUGUAGUGUAAAAUACAUGCAGAGCAACAUGAAUAUCAGACAGCACAAACCUUUAUUUUAGUAUCAAAACAAAUCAUUUGUAAAUGCAUUGGGAUGAGUAUGAUGAUACGGUAGUCUGUGGUUAUAUACACUUUAAAUAUUCACAUCUAUUGGGCCGAUUGUACAUUUAAGUUUAGAAAGAUGCUGAAUGUUCAUGUACUUAAGGUGGAAAAAAAAAGAGGGAUUUGUACUUUUGAUUAAACAACUUUCAAGUAUUGCUGAACUACCUGUAACUAAAACCUGACUAUCUUUUAAAAACACAAUGUAGAACUUAGAAUCAGUAACAAGGACAUAUUACACUUCAACAUGUUUGACAGCAUCUGUAAAAUAAAGUGUUCACCCAA
Gasterosteus aculeatus aculeatus (three-spined stickleback) is the source of this 1553-nucleotide messenger RNA. RefSeq lists its product as uncharacterized. The record is from RefSeq and is a predicted model, not a curated record. Lineage: Eukaryota; Metazoa; Chordata; Actinopteri; Perciformes; Gasterosteidae.